Molecule: messenger RNA, 3430 nt
Organism: Aspergillus novofumigatus IBT 16806
Lineage: Eukaryota; Fungi; Ascomycota; Eurotiomycetes; Eurotiales; Aspergillaceae
Gene: tif32
Product: putative eukaryotic translation initiation factor 3 subunit EifCa
Exons: 7
Coding region: 227-3430 (1067 amino acids)
Biological process (GO): translation reinitiation; formation of cytoplasmic translation initiation complex
Cellular component (GO): eukaryotic translation initiation factor 3 complex, eIF3e; multi-eIF complex; eukaryotic translation initiation factor 3 complex, eIF3m
Molecular function (GO): translation initiation factor activity; mRNA binding
Source: RefSeq, a predicted model, not a curated record
CGACGCAUCGCCGCCGCCCUCACUUUCUUUCUGGCCGACCGUCGCGUGGCAGCAUCAUCAAGAAAAGGGCCUUUUUACACUGUCGAACAGUGCUGCCCGCCCGCCGUUGUGCGAUUUGCCAUUUUUUUCGCCUCGAGAUUUCUCCAGCCUCGAUCUGAAAAGCCUCUGCGUGCCAAACGAUUUUCACCGGUAUCAUCUUUAAAACCCACAGGGUCCAUCGCCCACCAUGCCGCCUCCACCCCAUAUCAAGCCGGAAAAUGUCCUGAAACGGGCUCAGGAACUUAUUGCCGUGGGCCAGGCUCCCGCCGCCCUCAAUGUCCUCCACGAACAUGUCACCUCUAAGAGGACGCGCAGCAGUCCGAUCGCCUCUCUCGAACCUGUCAUGCUCCUUUUCGUUGAACUGUGUGUCGAUCUUCGCAAAGGAAAGGCUGCCAAGGAUGGUCUCUACCAGUACAAGAACAUCGCCCAGAACACCAACGUGGGAACCAUCGAGGUCGUCCUCAAAAAAUUCAUCGAACUCGCCGAGAAGAAGGUGACCGAGGCCCAGGCCAAGGCCGACGAGAUCCAGUCCUCUCUGGAGUCCGCUGCCCCAUCGUCCAACACCAUCUUGCUUGCUACUGUUUCUGGCGAACAAUCCCGCGACCGAACCGACCGCGCUGUCGUCACUCCGUGGCUCAAGUUUCUCUGGGAGACCUACCGUACCGUCCUGGAGAUCUUGAAGAACAAUGCUCGCCUUGAGGUCAUGUAUCAGACCACCGCCCUGCAGGCCUUCCAGUUUUGCCUCAAGUACACCCGCAAGACCGAGUUCCGCCGUCUUUGCGAGCUGCUCCGUAACCACGUCCAGAACGCCGCCAAGUACUCCGCUCAGAUGCACGCCAUCAACCUCAGCGAUCCCGACACCCUGCAGCGCCAUCUGGACACCCGCUUCCAGCAGCUGAAUGUUGCUGUUGAGCUGGAGCUGUGGCAGGAGGCUUUCCGCAGCAUUGAAGACAUUCACACUCUUCUCAGCCUUAGCAAGCGCCCCGCCAAGAACGUCAUGAUGGCCAAUUACUACGAAAAGCUUGCACGGAUCUUCCUCGUCAGCGAGAACUAUCUUUUCCAUGCCGCCGCUUGGAGCCGCUACUACAACCUUCUCCGUCAGUCCGCCGCUGCUCUCGCCGCAGGCCAGGGCACCAAGAAGGAGAACCCCUCGGUGACCGAGGCUGACAUGACCAAGGCCGCUUCCUUUGUCCUUCUGUCUGCUCUGUCGAUCCCCGUCAUCAGCACCUCCCGCUCUCGAGGCGCCUUGGUCGAUGUCGAUGAGGCCCGCAAGAACAAGAAUACCCGUCUGACCAACCUGCUCGGUAUGGCUCAGCCACCCAGCCGUGCGGUGCUUUUCCGGGAUGCUCUGAACAAGGGCCUGCUCAAGCGUGCUCGUCCUGAGAUUCGGGAUCUCUACAACAUCCUCGAGCAGAUCGGUGCCGAUCCCGAGAUGGAGAAGUACGUCCUGCCCCUGCAGCAGGUCAUCCUCACCCGUCUCUUCCAGCAGCUGUCCCAGGUUUACGAGUCCGUCGAACUCAAGUUUGUCUACGAGCUUGCACAGUUCCCCGAUCCCUUCCAGAUCACCCCGGCCAUGAUCGAGAAGUUCAUCAUGAACGGAUGCAAGAAGGGCGACCUCGCUAUCCGCGUCGACCAUACCUCGGGUGUUCUGACGUUCGACACCGAUGUCUUCUCUUCCGCCAAGGCUCUGCAUUCCGGCAGCGCCGCCGGUUCUGCUGAGAGCGAGGUCGGUUCGGUGCAGCGCCUUCAGAACACCCCUGCUGAAAUCGCCCGCCUUCAGCUCACCCGUCUCGCCAAGACCCUUCACGUCACAUGCAUGUACGUGGAUCCUUCUUAUAACGAGGCCCGUAUCCAGGCCAAGAAGGCCGCUCAGGCUCGCGCUGAGGCUGGUGCUGCCAAGGAGCACGAGGAGACCCUUGCCCGCCGUGUCCUCAUCGAGAAGAAGAAGGAAGCUGCCACCGAUGCUCUGCAGCGCAAGCAAAGAGAGGAGGAGACCCGCAAGCGUAUUCGUACUCAGCAGCUGCAAGAGGCUGAGAAGCAGAGACUGCUUGACGAGCAGCGGGAACGCGAAAAGAAGCGUCUGAAGGAUGAACAGGACCGUAUCCGCCAGCAGGAGCUCAAGAAGCAGCUGGAGGAGCUCAAGAGCGGUGUCAAGGGCAUCGAUAUCAGCGAGAUCGACCUUGAGGACAUGGAUGCCAACCGGCUGCGCGCCAUCAAGCUUGCCCAGCUCGAGAAGGAGAAGAACGAGCUCAAUGAGCGCAUCCGCACCACUGCCAAGCGUAUCGAUCACCUGGAGCGUGCCUUCCGUCGCGAGGAGUUGAAGCACAUUCCCGAGGACUAUGAAGCCCAGAAGAAGCGUGACAUGGAGCUUUACGAGGCCAUCAAGGCCGAGACUCUCAAGGAAGCUGAGGAGAAGCACAAGGAGGCGGUUGCCCUCAAGCACCGUCUCAGCCGCCUUGUUCCCGUCUUCAGCAACUUCCGCAAGGAGGUGUCUGAGAAGCGUCACGAGGAGUUUGAGAAGCGCCGCAAGGCCGCCGAGCGAGAGUUCGAGGCUAAGAAGAAGCAGCGUGUCAAGGAAGUUCAGGAACGCCGCCGUCGCGAACGGGCCGAGCGUGAGGCGGAAGAGCGCCGCAGAAAGGAGGAGGAAGAGCGGGCCAAACGCGAAGAGGAAGAGCGUAUCGCCAAGGAAGAGGAGCGCAGACGCGUCUUGGCUGAAGAAAAAGCCAAGCGUGAGGAAGAGAGAAAGAGACUCGACGAGAUUGCUCUACGGCAGAAGCAGCGUGAGGAGGAAGCUGAGGCUCGCCGUGCCGCCAGAAAGUCUGGCCUCGCAGAACCUCCCACCCGUGCUGCUGAGCCCGAGCGACCCGCGGAGCGGACAGCUGAGCGGACAGCUCCUCGCCUUAACCUCGCAUCUCGUACUGGCGGUGUUCCCAGCUGGAGAGAGCGCCAAGCUGCCAAGGAGGCUACCGGCGCUGCCCCUGCCCCUGCCGCUGCCCCUGCCGCCGCACCCGCUCCUGCCGCCGCACCCGCUCCUGCCGCCGCACCCGCUCCUGCCGCCGCGCCUGCUCCUACCGCCGAGGCACCUAAGGAAGAGGUCCAGCUCCCCCGCAGAACCGGCGGAUAUGUCCCCCCUCACCUCCGCUCUGGAGCCAGCGCCGCUCCCGCUGCUCCUCCCUCGAACGGUCCUGCCCCGAGAAAUACGUUCCCCGUCACAUGCGGGAAUCCAGCUCCUCCCAACCCCCUCCCAUACACAGACUCCCCCGCCGCCGCCGCCGCCAGCUCCGACAAGCCUGAGGGUUCCCCGCUCCUCAGAACUUGUGUUCGUAGUCAGGCUCUUAUCGUUAUGUUCGUGGUGGUUCAGGUUUCUGCAGAGGAAAUCAUUAUGGGAUAG